Molecule: messenger RNA, 1929 nt
Organism: Argiope bruennichi
Lineage: Eukaryota; Metazoa; Arthropoda; Arachnida; Araneae; Araneidae
Product: dual specificity protein phosphatase 7-like
Exons: 3
Coding region: 185-1285 (366 amino acids)
Biological process (GO): protein dephosphorylation; negative regulation of MAPK cascade
Cellular component (GO): cytosol; cytoplasm
Molecular function (GO): MAP kinase tyrosine/serine/threonine phosphatase activity; protein tyrosine/threonine phosphatase activity
Source: RefSeq, a predicted model, not a curated record
AUGUAGUGUUGUAGCGUAAGAUUCUCCAGUGUUAUUAUUGACUUACCGUAUUUGAGUGUGGGAUGAAAGGGAGGCUGUGCCCAAAGUACAAAUUUGAUCGUCCUGCUAUUUUCGUCCGUUAAGUGGUAUUCGCGCUUAGUUUAGUUAAGAGAUUUAUAUAAAAAUAAUAGAUAAUCAUUUCACAAUGCCGUCCCGAGAUUUUAUUGAAGAUCAAGAUUCGGCUGUCCAAUAUCUUUCCGCUGAAGAUUUACUUAAGCGGGUUCGAGACCCGAGUUCGCCGUUACUUUUACUGGACUGUAGGUGUUCAUCAGAUUUUGCUGCUGGUCACAUUAGGGGAGCCAUUAACUUGACACUGCCAGCGUCUUCAUUAAUGCUACGCCGGCUUGCCAAUGGAAAACUUAGUGUAGCCAGCCUAAUCCAAAACAGCGACUGCAAAGAUCAAUUUUUGAAACUUUGGAAAGAAGCAACUCUGGUUCUGUACGAUUCCGAUUCGGAGACCGAGUACGGCGGCAAUUCUAAUACAAGGGUAUUUGCAACAUUACUGCAACGUCUGAGACUAGAAGGAUGCAAUGUCGUUUGUUUGCAAGGUGGUUUCGAGAAUUUCAAGUCUCUCUAUCCAGAAUGGUGCGAGUCGGAAUCAUCAGAAGCUUCUCUUUUGGGCUUAAUGGCCCUCCGAAUCAGCUCAGUUAAUCCGGAGACUCGUCAGCUGGAUAGCGGUUUGGGUGACUGUUCUGUUGGAACUCCACCUUUCCCAGUAGAAAUUCUUCCCCAUCUUUACUUGGGUAACGCCAGUGAUUCGUGCGACUGGAACUCUCUUGAAAAAUAUGGAAUCCAUUAUGUGUUGAAUGUAACUCCCAAUCUCCCCAAUACAUUUGAGAAGACUGGCAUGGGCAUGAAGUAUAUGCAGAUUCCUAUCCAAGAUCACUGGUCUCAAAACCUGUCUUCUUUUUUUCCUCAGGCCAUAAAAUUUAUUGAUGAAGCCCGUAAAAGUAAACUUGGUGUAUUGGUGCAUUGCUUGGCUGGUAUAAGUCGAUCCGUUACCAUUACCUUAGCAUACCUGAUGCACGAAUUGAAUAUAUCACUGAAUGAAGCCUACGAUUUUGUUCAAAGACGUAAAGCCAACAUCUCGCCAAAUUUGAAUUUCCUCGGGCAACUUAAAGAUUUUGAGCGCCAACUGAACCUUAAUAAUUGCCAUUGUUCCAAUAAUCCCAACCCAUGCGAGCAUACUAAUUCAUCUGAAGGAUCCACUCCCGAUUCUGCUGUGCAGACUGAUAUGUGGACAUAAUCAGUCUAUUUUCAUUUUGUGAUUGUUAAUGCUUGUUCAACAUCUAUGCAUAUAUUAUUUUUGCAUGUCAGAGAUAUAAAUGAUUGUUAUGAUGAUGGUAAAUGGCUUGUAAUUUUUUUUGCAUUUCACAUUACUGUUUGUAUUGCAAUAUAAGCAAUAAUUUUUCAGAUUUCGCAUGUUUUUAAAAGCAUGUCUUCCUGAAUAAGAUUUUUUAUUUCUUUAAGGAACUGUAUUUUAUAUAGAUUUUACAGUUGGAGAGUUUUAAAUAUUAUAUUCUAAAGAAGAUUUACUGUUAUGAUUGUUACCUUUGUAGAUGUUAUGAAAUUGUGUUCUAGUCUUUUGCUGCCAUCUCAAAGUAUGCUUUUGAAAAAAGAAAAAAAAAAAAAAAAUUGAUUUGUCUGUAUUAAAAGCUCUAAAUUAAGAGCUUUCAGUGUUGUAACAAUGCCAUCGAACAUUAUAUUUGAAAUUUAAAUUUGUAUAGAGAAAUAUUUAUAAGUAUAUUGAAAACGAAUAUUCUGAAAGAAUAUUUUUGCAUUGUGUUGUAAUUGUAUUGAGUUUCUUUCAAUGAAAUGGACUAACAUUCCAUAUGGAUACUUUGAUAGUAUAACAAUGUUAUGAGAAUAGAAUUUUAAAUUAUAAAUUUG